GAGGGUGUCCAGCAGCAGCCCAUCUCUUGUAGAGGAGCUGGGAGGAGCUGGGUGACGUGCAGCCUCAAUUCAACCCUGCAGCAGCAAGAAAAGAAAGAAGGAGAAAAGGAAAACAAUCCGUGCACAGCUCCCGUGCAGAGCGAUGCCGAGCCCAAUGUGUGCCGGGUGUCUCUGCAGGUGAUCUCUCCAGCCGGGUGGAGCGGGAUCUCCCGGGGAUCCAGUGCACUGAUUCUCAGGGAGCCAGCACCGGGCACCGGGCACCCAGCCGGGCACCAUCAUGUCUAGGUUCAAGAAGGACAAGGAGAUCAUCGCUGACUAUGAGAACCAGGUGAAAGAGAUUCGAAGCCAGCUGGUUGAACAGUUUAAGUGCCUGGAGCAACAAUCUGAGUCCCGACUGGCCCUUCUCCAGGACCUGCAAGAGUUUUUCCGUAGGAAGGCAGAGAUAGAACUGGAAUAUUCCCGCAGCUUGGAGAAACUGGCUGAGAGGUUCUCCUCCAAGGUCCGCAGUGCCCGGGAGCAGCAUCACUUCAAGAAGGAUCAGCAUCUUCUCUCUCCGGUGAACUGCUGGUAUCUGGUCCUAUCCCAGACCCGGCGUGAAAGUAAAGACCACGCCACGCUGAAUGACAUCUUCCUAAACAAUGUCAUUGUCAGGCUGUCACACAUCAGCGAGGAUGUCAUCAGACUCUUCAAAAAGAGUAAAGAUAUUGGUCUGCAAAUGCAUGAGGAGCUGGCAAAGGUCACAAAUGAGCUGUAUACGGUGAUGAAGACGUAUCACAUGUACCAUGCAGAAAGUAUUAAUGCUGAGAGCAAACUGAAGGACGCUGAGAAACAGGAGGAAAAACAGUUCAGCAAAUCUGCAGAGCUCGGGCCCAAUGCCCUGCGCCACGAAGACAGACAGCAGAGACGCAGCUCUGCCAAAAAGAUUGAAAAGAUGAAGGAGAAGAGACAAGCAAAAUACUCUGAGAACAAACUGAAAUGCACCAAGGCCAGAAAUGAAUACUUGCUUAAUCUGGCAGCCACUAAUGGAUGUAUCAGCAAGUACUACAUCCACGACGUGUCUGACCUUAUCGAUUGCUGUGACCUGGGAUUUCAUGCUAGUCUUGCCCGCACUUUCCGCACAUACCUGUCUGCUGAGUAUAACCUGGAGACCUCCCGCCAUGAAGGUCUGGACAUCAUUGAGAAUGCAGUGGAUAAUCUGGACGCUCGCAGUGACAAGCAUAAAGUCAUGGACUUGUGCAACCAAGUUUUCUGUCCUCCCCUCAAAUUUGACUUCCAGCCUCACAUGGGAGAUGAAGUGUGCCAGGUGAGUGCUCAGCAACCUGUACAGGUAGAGCUCCUUGUGCGUUACCAUCAGCUACAAUCCCGCCUGAUGACGCUGAAGAUUGAAAAUGAGGAGGUGAGAAAGACCCUGGAUGCCACCAUGCAAACUUUGCAGGACAUGUUGACAGUUGAGGAUUUCGAUGUAUCUGAUGCCUUCCAGCAUAGCCGCUCCACUGAGUCCAUCAAAUCUGCUGCCUCUGAGACUUAUAUGAGCAAACUGAACAUCUCCAAAAGAAGAGCCAACCAGCAGGAGACUGAGAGCUUCUAUUUCUCAAAAUUUAAGGAGUAUUUAAAUGGAAGCAAUCUCAUCACCAAGCUGCAAGCCAAGCAUGAUCUCCUGAAACAAGCCCUGGGAGAAGGAGAGAGAGCUAACUAUGGAACCACAAGGCCCCCAAGUCUGCCCCCCAAACCUCAGAAAAUGAGAAAGCCCCGACCUCGCUCCCUUUAUAGCCACAUGCUCUUUAAUGGAAAUAUGGAGCAGUUCAUCCAGGAUACAGGACAAGCCAUCCCAUUGGUGGUUGAGAGCUGCAUCCGAUAUAUCAAUUUAUAUGGUCUUCAGCAACAAGGAAUAUUCCGAGUUCCUGGAUCACAGGUUGAAGUGAAUGAUAUCAAGAAUUCAUUUGAAAGAGGAGAGGACCCCUUGGUGGAGGAUCACAGUGAGCGGGACAUUAACUCUGUGGCUGGAGUACUGAAAUUGUAUUUCCGGGGUCUGGAGAAUCCGCUCUUCCCUAAAGAAAGGUUUCAAGACUUGAUGUCUACGAUCAAGCUUGAGAACAUGUCAGAGCGGGUCCAUCACAUCCGUCAGAUCCUCAUCACAUUGCCCCGAGCGGUGCUUGUGGUCAUGAGAUAUCUCUUUGCCUUCCUCAACCAUCUAUCUCAGUACAGUGAUGAGAACAUGAUGGAUCCUUACAACCUGGCUAUCUGCUUUGGCCCUACGUUAAUGCCAAUCCCUGAUGGACAAGACCCAGUGGCCUGCCAGGCGCAUGUCAAUGAGGUCAUAAAGACGAUUAUCGUCAACCAUGAAAUGAUCUUUCCCACUCAACGUGAAUUGGAGGGUCCAGUGUAUGAGAAGUGCAUGACUGGGGGUGAGGAGUAUUGUGAUAGCCCUCACAGUGAGCCAGGUGCUAUAGAUGAGACUGACCAUGAUAACGGCACGGAACCCCACACCAGUGAUGAAGAGGUUGAGCAGAUUGAAGCCAUUGCUAAAUUUGACUACACGGGCCGAACACCUCGCGAGUUAUCCUUUAAGAAAGGGGCAUCCCUGCUCCUGUACCACCGAGCAUCGGAGGACUGGUGGGAGGGUCGUCACAAUGGAGUGGAUGGCUUGAUACCGCACCAGUAUAUUGUGGUCCAAGAUCUGGACGACGCAUUCUCUGACAACCUGAGCCAAAAAGCAGAUAGUGAGGCAAGCAGUGGACCUCUUCUGGAUGACAAGUCCUCUUCUAAAAAUGAUAUUCAGUCACCGACGGAGCACCUGCAGGAAUACACCUUUGCUGGAAUUUUGGGCAGAGUCAGGCUAAGGUCUGAUGGAGCUGCAAUACCACGCAGGAGGAGUGGAGGAGACAACCACAGCCCCCCGCGGGCUCUAGGUCCCUGUAUUGAUACUCCUCCCCGAGCCGCUGCCUGCCCCAGUAGCCCACAUAAAUUGUCUCUAAGCCGAGGACGGGUAGACAGUCCAGAAAAACGCAGAAUGGCAACAUUUGGAAGCGCUGGGAGCAUUAACUACCCUGACAGAAAAGUACUAAAUGAUGGAAUACCUCUGAGGUCUGUGACUGGAGGGACAAGACACAGCAGUCUCGGAGACCACAAGUCCUUGGAGGCAGAAGCUCUAGCUGAGGAUAUUGAGAAGACAAUGAGCACGGCCCUGAAUGAGUUAAGGGAGCUGGAACGACAGAAUACAGUCAAACAAGCUCCUGACGUUGUGCUGGAUACUCUGGAACCAAUGAAAAACCCAGCACUUACCACUCCAAACUCUGAGCCAGUCAGCCCUCUGCACACUAUAAUGAUACGGGACCCUGACGCAGCUAUGCGGAGAAGUAAUUCCUCAAACACAGAAAUGAUGACUACCUUCAAGCCGGCAUUGUCGGCCCGCUUGGCUGGUGCCCAAUUGAGACCACCACCUGUAAGACCAGCCCGACCAAUGGUCCAACAUCGAUCUAGCAGCAGUAGUAGUUCUGGGAUGGGUAGCCCAGCUCUCACCCCUACAGAGAAAGUAUUCCCUAACAAUUCAUCAGAGAAGUCUGGGACUAUGUAAAUUUCUCAAUCGUUCAUGGUGAUGGGCCCUACUGGCAAAGGCUGGAGAGUAUAUGUUAGGAAAAGUGGGCUCUAACGUUUACACUAUAAGACAUACAUAUCCCUACUACUUUUCCAUUGCUCUUCCCACGUGGAAGCUGGCCAAAACCAAACAUCUCUCCAGCCAUCUCUACAUAACAUACACAGGGAAUAUGUUUCUUCAUGUCCAGCCCUUUACCACAUCCCAAACCAACCUUCAGAUUGCCUUAAAAGCAGAGUCAGCGCCAUUUGGUAAAUCCACUAUCCGUAUUUAGCAUUUACAUUGUUUAGUUUUACCUCAAUAUUCUGUAAAUAUUGCAGAAAUAUAUAUCUAUAAUAUAUAUAUAUAUAUAUAUAUAUAUAUAUAUAUAUA
Molecule: messenger RNA, 3964 nt
Organism: Hyla sarda
Lineage: Eukaryota; Metazoa; Chordata; Amphibia; Anura; Hylidae
Gene: SRGAP3
Product: SLIT-ROBO Rho GTPase activating protein 3
Exons: 22
Coding region: 278-3574 (1098 amino acids)
Biological process (GO): signal transduction; negative regulation of cell migration
Cellular component (GO): cytoplasm
Molecular function (GO): protein binding
Source: RefSeq, a predicted model, not a curated record